GGAAGCCGGAGUUGGUGAAGAGCAAGCAGAGCAAGCAGAGCAAGGCAACGCUCCCUCCCUCCCGCCUGCUCUUCCUUCCCUUCUUUCUGGCCCAAUUCAUCCUUCCCUUUCUCCAAAGCAGGGAAACUCUGGCUUGGAGGCCCCACCGAUUGCUGUGGCUGCUCUCCGUGCUCCUGGUGGAACAACAACCAUGUCGGUGAACGUGACCCUUGGUGGCCCACCUCCUUGGGGCUUCCGGAUCACAGGGGGAAGGGACUUCAGGAAGCCCAUCACCGUCUCUAAGGUGACCGAACAUGGCAAAGCAGCCCUUGGAGACCUUCGUCCAGGUGAUGUCAUCGUCUCUAUCAACGGAGAGAGCACGUCGGAGAUGCUCAACGUAGAAGCACAAAACAAGAUUAAGCAGAGCUCUGGGCGUCUCCAACUCUUAAUAGACAGGUCUCAGCUGUUUUCUCCAAGCCAGACCAACGGUGAAAAUUCCCCCGAGAUGCUCUCCAUACAGUUUCAGAGUGCUGUGAGGACCAGGGAUGAUGGCCAGAACUCCGUGCGAUCCUCCUUCUCUAGCCCGGCCUCCAUCAGUCCGCGGCCCAGCAGCCCUUUCUCUCCUCCGUCUCCCGGAGGUCGAUCCGGGAGCCCGUACAGCCCUCGGAGACCCAGUUUGCCCAGUGAAGGCAGAGAGGAGUCCAUGACCAACAGCCGCAGCUUCCAGUCUCUGGUGAGUUCGGCCAGGAUCUCCGGAGAACGGUCUCCGCCGCUGCCGGGCCAGCAGUAUUCAAGCAGCAGACAGGAACGGAGGAGCUUCACCCCUCCGAGUGGGCCUCCGUUGUCCGGUCUUCCUCCGCUGAAUGGCUCUCCAUCGUCAGGAUCUUACACUCUCUGCAGCCCUUGGGAGAUCCGGAAGGAACACAACCGGAGCCCCUCCAGCCCUUUCCAUCGCAGCUACAGCCUGGAUUCAGAGGCAGCCAUGCAUCGUUUGGAAGGGGACUCGGAAGUGUACAAGAUGAUGCAAGAAAACCGCGAAACCAGGGCUCCUCCGCGGCAGUCGAGCACCUUCCGCAUGCUGCAGGUGGCUCUGGAGUUGGAUGAAAAAGAUGGCACGGCCACUCACUUCCCCAGCCAGCUGUCUCCCAGCGCUCACAAACCGGUCAAUAGUUCUGCGACCGGCAGCAGCCCAAAGGUGAUGCACACCUGUGAGAAAUGCGGUGGCGGCAUCACGAACCAGGCGGUGAGGAUCCACGAGAACCGCUACCGGCACCCCUCCUGCUACACGUGUACCGACUGCGGCCUCAACCUGAAGAUGCGCGGCCACUUUUGGGUGGGCGAGGAGAUGUUCUGCGAGAAGCACGCCCGGCAGCGCUACCAAGGGUCAGCAGGGGGCAGCACCGCCACGGCCGUCUACUCCCAGUCCUAAAGGAAAGGAGCCGCCCUCCCUCCCUCCCAGUAUCUCAUGGAAGGCUCCCCUGGUCUCUCUCUUGCGCCUUCCUCUUUUUGCACCUUUCCGCGAUUCAGCCCGCAACGGCAUGCCCAAGAUGGGGAAUGCCUCAACUACAAAGGACGUGGGGAACUCGGUGCAUUUCCAGCUAGCUUGUUAGGUGUGGGAUUGUUCUCUUACCAAGGCAAAUGUGUGCAUUUGCAAGUCGUCUUUGGCACUUAAUGGUUUGGGCAAAGCAGCGUGCCUUCCUUCCGAGGGGUCCUGCCUUGCUGGUCCCCUUCAUCCCCAGGGCAAAUGGCCAUGUUGCUCCCUUCUGUGGCCAACAGCACAUCCACAGAUCUCUGUAGUAAAUGGAAAUGGAGGGAGGGCCAUUUGAACCAGUUGGUACUGGGGUUGGCGUGGGGGCAGCUUUGACCGUUGGCUCUGCCUGUAAAGCUUUCUCUCAGAUGUUAAGCCAGAUCUCUAUGUGAAAUAUAAUAUAUAUAUGUGUGUCUGUUAA
Molecule: messenger RNA, 1928 nt
Organism: Anolis sagrei ordinatus
Lineage: Eukaryota; Metazoa; Chordata; Lepidosauria; Squamata; Anolidae
Gene: PDLIM2
Product: PDZ and LIM domain 2
Biological process (GO): heart development; actin cytoskeleton organization; muscle structure development
Cellular component (GO): filamentous actin; Z disc; adherens junction
Molecular function (GO): actin binding; muscle alpha-actinin binding
Source: RefSeq, a predicted model, not a curated record